UUUGGCAUUGGUGCGUACGACGAAAGCUUCCGGGAGGCGAAAGCCCGGUGAUCGUCGUCGGAGGCGAGCUGGGUGACGAGGUGAGCAAGACGGCAGCGGGGGUGUUGUGGCGCGGGGGGCUUUCUUCUCCAUCGCAUCCCCACAUGGACCAGAAGAAGAAGAGGCGUCAGAAUGUCGCUUGCGAUGCGUGCAAGCUGCGAAGAGUCAAGUGCGAUCUCUCCGUCAUGCUCCAGCCGCCCGCUCCAGCCGACCCCUCCGUGCUCGGCUCACCACAGCCAAGCUCUUCUUCCGCACCCUCGCUUGCCGAUCUCGUGCGCCGUAAUCCAGGCGUGGAGUGCACCCAAUGCAAGAAUAAAGGAAUCAGGUGCUCGACGGCUCAGAUUCUCAACCCAACAAGACCAAACAAGGGCGGGCGCCGCAUUGAUGAGGCCAAAAAAGCGUUUGGUCGAGACGAGGUCAACCAGAAUCAUCGACAAGAGACGGACCCUCUAAACGGGAGGGUGGAAUCCUCAGCAAACAACUCUUUUCCACGCCCUCAAUCCGAUUGGGCUCAUAGCCUACUGUCAACAUAUGGCGUGUUUGCUCCCAACAACGAUACUCCCCCCAGCCACAAUGCCCUGGCCUUUUCUGAAGUGUCUUCUUUACGAGCUACACAGGCCGACCUUGACAGUCAGAACAGCGUGCUCCCAGGCUUCGCCACGGGGACCAGCGCUCCCGACCACAACUCGCUACUUUCAUCGUAUCGAAGCUCGGCAGAACCCUCGUGGUAUGACUCUUCUUCCAGGUCGGCGAGCAUCCCGCCGAUGUGGCAGCAGCCGCCUCAAUAUCACCAUUCGGAACCUUUGGUAGAUCAUAACGCCACCCGAGAGGCUUCUCUACCUUCAGAGCCUCGCGAAACUGGUCACAAUGACUACGCACAGCCAACUACAAUAACUCCUUUCUCUGGAACAGGCUUAAUCAGCGGUGUCGGCCUGUACCCCAAUGGUCUUGGUCUCUUUCCACAUAGUCUUUCGGGCGCAUUCGACCACCAGGCCCGUCAUCAUACUGUGCCACUUGCCGAACAUCCUCUCCCGAGGGCCCCUCACGACAGCACUCACAUUUCCCGAGCCGACCAGAGAAGCAGCUCCAUAGAGAGACGUGAUCUCAGUGCUACCCAGCGGGGGCUGAGGUGGGGCAGGGCGGAUGGCGUCCAGGAGAGCCUGGCCGAUACAGCACUGGAGGUAGAGCUCAGUCGACACUUGAUCAAGACUUUUUUCCAGGCCGUGCACUACUUUUUUCCAGCCAUAUCACCUGAAGUGUUUUAUCUGGAAUGGACAAGAGCCGGACAGCGCGCAGACGCAAUGUCACCGGAUCAAGAAGUUCUUUGCGCCGCCAUUGAAGCGUGGGGUGCACAGUAUUCGGACUCGCCCAUUGUGCUAGGCCUGUCGUCAGCCACUUCUGCUCCCAAAGUGAUCGAUUCAAACGGGACUUUUGCUCCUGCCUCCGAAAACCGUGUAUCGUGGGGGCAAGCCCGUAAUGGCGCCUGCAACGCUCUUCUUGACCGCUUGCGGCGUCUCAUAGAUCGUAAUGGAAUCAUCAGAAAACCAACCAUUCCUGGCGUGCAAGCUCUGACGUUGUGUAUUGAGCUCUUGUUCUCGUCAGGCGAGACGGUCAAGGACAACGAGGUGCUCAUGGAAGCACAUAUGCUUGAAACCACGAUCCUGGAGCAGAUGAGAAUCCUCAAUCUUCUGGGAGAGCCGGAUCGUUGCUCUCCUGUUGUGACUGACUUGCGCGUACCUAGUAUCGAACUGCGAAUCAAACAGAUGCGACUCUUCUGGAUUCAGGCCAUCAUUGAUGCAUUCUGGGCGGUCGAGUCUGCUGCCAAUCCACGAAUUGCCGAAGAUGAAUUCGAGUCGGCAGGUCAGUGGGUGAUUUCGAUCAGAAAAGGAAUGCCUGGAUCCUCGUCUUGCAAAGGUUUAUCUCUGUUUGUCUUGUCUCAGUAUCGCGCUGCAAAAGCUGGUCGUCGGGUCGCCAUCGACUUGGCUGUCCCUAACAAGAAAGGCGUCAUUGGUGUACAGGACUUUUGCAGGAAUGUUCGAUCCAUCUGGAAAGAGUUUGAAUCAAUCAUCAAAGAUCUCAACAGUCAAACUCCUGGUAUCCUCCGCAAAUGCCAUAAGGGUGACCUCUCGGGGUUCUCUCCUCUGAAUUACUUUACCAGUGUUCAGAUAGCUGGGCCAUUCUUCCUCUUCCACAUCCAUGAAAUCAUUAAAGAGCAGAUUGAAUAUGUUCGCAAAGGGGGUGUUUCAACAGACGCGGUCAUCAAGGACCCAUAUGAGGAGCCAAAGCCGGAUACCAGCCGAAGUAAGGACGCACAGUCCCACUUGGACACCCUGGAAGCUCUGCAGAAGGAUAGCUUGGAUAAUUUGCUAAAGACUUGUCGAAGCCACGUCAAGAUGUUGGAGCUUCUGCUAGCUACAGGUAUCUUGCAAACCGCCUCUGUGCUUUUGCGCGUCUUGGUCUCCUUGUCUAAGCUUUUGGCGGAAACGCCUACGAAUGAAGAAGGAUACCCCUCAUCCACUCCCGGGGGACGCGGAUGGACGUGGAAAGUAAAGCAAAGAGAGGUCGGCAUCUGUGUCCAGGCUCUCCACCAAGCAGGAUGGGCUUGGGCAGAAGCAGGUCAAGCUUUGGAGGACAUUGAGAAGACAAUGAAGAAAUCGGCUCACGUCAUCGCACAACUGUCUACUACCGAGCGUCAUGACGCACCAUCACAUGAUGAUACAGCAGCAGCUAUGGGAUCGGAAGAGAGGGAAAGAGAAGAGGCACUCAAGGCUGUCAUGAAGUUCUGGCCACCUGCCCCCCCGGUGAACUCUGCUUUCUUUGUGGAGUCCCCGCCCUCCAAAUGCAGCACUCCUGCUGCUGCUUCUCGUGAUGUAACAAAGAAGGCUGGCGAAGACCAUACAGGCCAACCGUCGGGGGUGAUACAGGGAGAUGCCUUUUUUCCUCCCCUAGGCAGCGACACCAAGUCGACACCCUGGGACUCUACUUCCGCUCGUCCGACUUGACACACGGCUACACGAGACACGUGUACCCUCUUCUGUUCCGAGACAGCGUGAUCCGAGACGAGAUGAUUGGGGUGGACCAUUGCACAAGUCCAAAUGUCAACACGACAUGGGCAGAUCUUAUAUUGUGUACAAAUCUUACCACUAGAGCGUUUGUAGUUAUUCG
Molecule: messenger RNA, 3204 nt
Organism: Cryptococcus amylolentus CBS 6039
Lineage: Eukaryota; Fungi; Basidiomycota; Tremellomycetes; Tremellales; Cryptococcaceae
Exons: 17
Coding region: 144-3041 (965 amino acids)
Biological process (GO): regulation of DNA-templated transcription
Molecular function (GO): zinc ion binding; DNA-binding transcription factor activity, RNA polymerase II-specific
Source: RefSeq, a predicted model, not a curated record